AUCAGAUUACGGAUUGGGGAUUAAGAUUAAAUUAAAUUUGGUUGGCACUGCAGAAUUAGUGCAGUAAGUUGAAGUGAGAGAACAUAUACUCACUCCAACUUAUUGCAUCAUUUCAGCAGUGCAGCUGAAAAGAACAGACCAAAAGAGAAUCAGCUGAUAUCGGUUGCUGAUAAAAUGAAGCAUAAUUUGAUAUCCAGUGAUUAUUGUAUAAAUAUGUUUAUACCUUUUGAAGUAUUUUGCCAUGAUUAAAAGGAGUCAGUUGUAUCUUAAAAAUUUCGAAAUUUUUAGCACAUUUCUUCUGUAUUACUUCGAAAUAUAAUUGGUAAAGUUAGGUUAGGUGAUUUAUAUAUACUUAAGAAGUAUAUACUGAUUUACUAAACAAUCAAGAUGACAUCGAUGUUUGAUCAGUACGAGCAGGCUUCUCAGCGCUCCAAACAAGUGCUUGUACCACCAAUUCGUCCAGAUAUUAGUACAGCAGGCUUUAUUCAGAUGAAGUUGCAAGAUGACAGCCCGAUAUUCACUAAGCAGAAAGUCAACUUUCUUCCAUCCGACAAAAUUCUUCACUUAGUUGUCAGCAACAAUACAAUUGUAAUUGCUAUGGCAAACAAUAUUUUACUGCGCAUUGACAUGAAGCAGCCUGAUAAGACUGAAGAAAUCGACAUAUCCAAGUAUAUGCUGACCAUGAAAAUGUCUGGUUUAUUCCUGGAUCCAUUGGGCCAUCACCUUCUCAUAACAUUAGUGCCAAGAUAUGGAGAUAAUGGUCCUCCUCCUGAAUUGUAUUACUUACAUAGGAAGACAACAAAGCUCAAGCAGGCUAGUAAGUUCAAGGGCCACGAGAUCACUGCUGUCGGCUGGAACUUUUCCAAUACUUUGGACACAAGUUCAGGCUUCAUUUUAUUGGGUACUUCUAAGGGCCUGAUUUUUGAGACAGAAAUUGGAUUGGAGACUGAUAAAAUUUUUAAUACUAGUUUGGAGCAAUAUUGGCGUCAGCUUCCGAAUUAUCUGCCUCUUUAUGGUACAAAAGAGGUGGGAGGACUGGUAUUCGAUAUAGGGAAAAAUAGCAAACCUCCGAUCACUGGAAUAGAAUUUCACAAACUACCAAAUUCUGACAAGUAUAUGAUAAUCGUAACCACUCUUAUGCGCAUUUAUCAAUACAUCGGUGCCAUUGCUAAUACCGAGGAAAAGCCUUUUUUGCAACAAGUGUUCUACAGAUAUCUGAAUGCACAAGAGAGCUUCAGCGAAGUGAUAAGUUCUCUGCCGUAUUCAAAGAUGCAGUUUUAUUAUCCUUCUUUGGGUGCUUUACCAAAGUCAUUCGGAUGGUUGACCGAAACUGGUAUUUUAUAUGCCCAGGUAGAUGCAAAACCUGAAGGAAACAAUGUUCUGAUCAAUCAGCAAAUGCUGACGUGCCCGGAAACAAGUCUCAUGGGCAGCAAUGUGUCGCAAACUAUUUCAGCGCCCUUGUCUUUCGUGUUGACGGAAUUUCAUGCGUUACUGUUGUACCCAGAUCACGUAAAAAGCAUAUCGCUGCUGAGCCAAGAAUUAAUAUUUGAAGAUAUUUACAAUGAUGCAGUCGGCAAAUUGAUUGGCAUCACCAAAGACCCCGCGACGAGAUCAAUUUGGGCUUACAGCGAGCGAGCUGUUUUCAAGUACCGAGUUACAAAAGAAGAUAGGAAUGUUUGGCAGGUGUACGUAGACAAGAAUGAGUUUGAGCUUGCAAAGCAAUACUGUAAGGAUAACCCCGCGCAUGUUGACCAAGUGCUCGUGAAACAAGCGGAAAUGCUUUUCAAGAACAAAGAAUACGAGAAAAGUGCACUGAUAUAUGCGGAUACGCACUCUUCUUUCGAGGAAAUAUCUUUAAAAUUCUUGCAAGAAUGGCAAAUUGAAGCCCUGAAGACGUUUCUGCGCAAGAAACUCGAUGGUUUUAAGACGCAAGAUAAAACACAGAUAACGAUGAUCGUUAUUUGGGUGACGGAAUUAUUCAUGAACCAAAUGGGCACCUUGCGUAGCAGUAACACAUCCUAUCUUCACGAUCCGCAGUACAUAGAACUGCAGAACCAGUUUGACCAGUUUCUCGCUAUUCCCAAAGUCGAGGAGUGCAUCAUGAAAAACCGAAACACGAUAUACGAUUUGAUGGCAAGCCACGGUGACAAAGACAAUCUGAUAAACUUGACAGUAAUGCACCGUAACUAUGAGGAAGUGAUUCGCCAGAACUUGUACAAGAGUGACUAUAUAGGAGCACUUGGGGUACUUAAGAUUCAAAAUAAUAAGAAUCUUUUUUAUCAAUUCGCUGGAAUUUUGCUGCAGGAAUUGCCACGACCCACGGUGGCCGCCUUGAUCUCACAGGGCUCGUUGCUAAAGCCAGUUAAACUUUUACCAGCUUUAGUCUCGUGCAACAGCGAUGAGAAACAUGCAAAAGAAGUCAUAAAAUAUUUGGAAUUCUGCGUGUACAAGCAAGGCUCGCAAGAGCAAGCGAUCCAUAACUUUCUAUUGUCUUUAUAUGCACGUUAUAAACAGGACGAAGUGAUGCGAUAUAUUAGCUCUCAAGGCCAAGAUAUCAGUAUGGUGCACUAUGACGUGCAUUAUGCAUUAAGAUUGUGUCAGGAAGUUAAAUUGAUGGAAGCCUGCGUGCAAUUGUCAGCUUUGCUCGGUUUGUGGACUACUGCUGUGGAUCUCGCGCUUACGAUCAGCGUGGAUCUUGCCAAGCAAAUUGCUGCCAUGCCAUCCGAUCAUGACGACGAAUUGAGGAAGAAACUUUGGUUGAAGAUAGCCGAACAUGUGGUACGAGAAAAGGACGACAUACAGCAAGCAAUGGAAUUUUUGCAACAUUGCGAUCUUGUAAGGAUAGAAGAUAUCCUACCCUUUUUCUCAGAUUUCGUCACAAUCGAUCAUUUCAAGGAAGCUAUUUGUAAUUCUCUGCAGGAGUAUAAUCAGCAUAUACAGGAUCUCAAAGAAGACAUGCAAGAAGCCACAAAAGCAGCGGAACUAAUAAGAAAGGACAUCCAAGUCUUUAGAUCCAGAUGUACCUUCGUACAUGCAAGGGAUGCUUGUAACACAUGCGAGGUGCAAUUAUUAUUGCGACCGUUCUACGUGUUUCCUUGCGGCCAUAAAUUUCACAGUGAUUGUUUAGUGGCGGCAUUGACGCCGAUGUUAUCCAUGGAUCAGAGGACGAAAUUAGCGGAUUUACAACGACAGCUUACGGCGAUUUCGAAUCGGCCCGAAGAUACUACGUCAGUGGCUUCUGCAUCCUUAUCCACAAAGGAUCAGAUCAAAGCAGAUAUUGACGAAUUGAUCGCGUCGGAGUGCCUCUAUUGCGGAGAGCUUAUGAUAGAAUCGAUAGACAAACCAUUCAUUGAGGAAGAAGAUUACGAACGCGUGAUGAAAGAAUGGGCGUGAGAAGGAAACUUCUAUAGAAAAUGUGAUAGAACGUGCUUACUUUCUUGGAAGAAGCCAACUCUCAAAAUUUAUCUUUUGAAGCUUAGCAUACUUUCCAAAAAAUUUUUAUUAUAAUUUUUAUAAAUAUUAUGAAGAAAGAUCAUGGAACAUCGUAUUUUAGAUCUUAAAAUGAAUUUAGCUAUACGAUUAUCAUGUAAUUCUAGUUAUUGUAGUCAUAGUAGAUUUAGUAUUCCAGUACUUGGACUCAUUUAUCUUAUCCCCUUAUAUAUUCUAUAACUUACAACUAUGUCGUUAUCGUUAUAUCGUCGUUGCGCAGAUAUAAUUCCUUGUCCACAACCUUGCUUUAAGAUAUCAGCAGUAAUCACAUUGACCAACCACGAUCUUUUAUUAGAAGAAUAAUUGUGGUUGGUCAAUUUGCUUGCUGCUUACGUCUUAAAGCAAGAUUGUGGACAAUGAGAUAGGCUUUAAGCUAUAAAUACUAAACCAGAAACCAUGUCUUAAUAUAUUAAAUAUCCCUUGUCCACAAUCUUGCUUUAAAGUGUAAGCAGUAAAUAAACCAACUACGAUCGAUUAUUAUUCUAAUAAAGAACUGUGGUUAAUCAA
Dinoponera quadriceps is the source of this 3996-nucleotide messenger RNA. It is a transcript of the gene dor, whose product is annotated as vacuolar protein sorting-associated protein 18 homolog. NCBI's taxonomy places the organism in Eukaryota, Metazoa, Arthropoda, Insecta, Hymenoptera, Formicidae. Gene Ontology annotation, cellular component: endosome; HOPS complex. The record is from RefSeq and is a predicted model, not a curated record. Gene Ontology annotation, biological process: organelle fusion; lysosome organization; endosome to lysosome transport. Gene Ontology annotation, molecular function: protein-macromolecule adaptor activity. The transcript is spliced from 19 exons. Bases 388 to 3393 code for a protein of 1001 amino acids.